This is a messenger RNA of Schistosoma intercalatum, 1885 nucleotides long. The record is from the annotation of a GenBank genome assembly. Lineage: Eukaryota; Metazoa; Platyhelminthes; Trematoda; Strigeidida; Schistosomatidae.
GUUUCUCGUCUGCGGCGCUAUUUCUGUAUUGUCCGCAAAGUAUGCGGGAAUACAAGCUGGUUGUGCUUGGCAGUGGUGGAGUUGGGAAGAGUGCCCUCACUGUUCAGUUUGUGCAAGGGAUUUUCGCUGAAAAGUAUGAUCCAACUAUCGAAGACAGCUAUCGGAAGCAGGUUGAAAUUGAUUCCCAACAAUGCAUGCUAGAGAUUCUCGAUACAGCUGGAACUGAGCAAUUCACAGCAAUGAGGGAUCUUUACAUGAAAAAUGGUCAGGGGUUUCUGCUAGUUUACUCCAUCACAUCACAGGCUACAUUCACUGAUCUCAACGAUCUGAGAAAACAAAUCCUUCGUGUCAAAGACGUUGACGAGUUUCCACUAGUUCUGGUUGGAAAUAAAUGUGAUUUGGAAGAUGAAAGAAGUGUGGGUACCGAACAGGGAAGAAACUUGGCAAAUGAGUGGAAGUGUCAUUUCGCAGAGACUAGUGCCAAGACUAAAUCUAAUGUAAAUGAGUGUCAUUAUACACUCACAUGCACUCCACUCAAAUUGGAAAUUCAGUUUUAAUGUUGCGAGCUCUCUAGUAUUUUUAUUGGGACUCUAUCACGUCAGUCCGAAUUUGGUCGUAGGUUUUUCGAUUGUCCGAUGUUUAGCAAUGAAAUAGUAAGAGGAUUUAAAGUGUUUCAAUCAGACUCAAGCAUUUUAAAGUCAUGAUUAUCCCCACGUUCGGGAUUUAUUCCAAGUCGAACAUUAAACAUCUGUAGUGAAAGCCGCAAAAAUGUAUCCUAAUUUAGACGGACGUGUUUUGUAAGUUAGUAUGAGGUCCCACUCUGGUUUUCAAAUGAGAUAAACAUCUUUAACACAAAUCAGUCAUGAUUACCACUGAACAUACUUCACACUUUUGCUGUCUGACAUGCACUUCUGAGUAUAAAGUUUAUAAGUAUAAGCACUUAGCUUUACGGCGGUUAGUAGAGUAAGCUUUAUCAACGACUUUUGAAUGAUUAUUACGAGUCAAAAACGUCUAGAUGUAUAGGUUUACCCGUUCUAACGUAUCGGUUUUCAGGUGUAGUAGCUUACAACCUAGCUGAGGGGGGUUAUCACUUCUAACGCCAUGUCUUUAUUGUUGAUGGAUUCUCGUAAACUCAUCCCAUCAGGCUCUGAACACGAUAAAGAGCGACAACAAAUCAGAUCUAGGUUGACCACAAGUCUAAGAAACGACCGUGAGCAGCAGUGGGCAACGAAAGCAAGAGAGAUGAAAAAGGCGGCGGCUAUAGGGAACACAAGACAGCUCUACAGACUAAUAAAAGAAACUGGAAUUAAUAAGUCAAGUGUAAGUCAGACUAUUUCGGAAAAAGACGACACCCUCAUCUGCUCUCAGUCCAGACGUUUAGAACGAUGGGCGAAACAUUUCAGAGAACAGUUCAGCUACUUCACAACUACCCUCCAUUUCCAGACAGUGUGAAUGGAACAUUAAAGUAGGUCCCCCAAUUCCAGCAGAAGUUCAAAAGGCUAUAGUUAAUCUGAAACGAGGAAGGGCAGCUGGCCCAGAUGGAUUGGCUCCAGAGGUCUUUAAGGAUGGCGGUCCAAUUGUAGCGAUUAGGUUGACUAAUAUUUUAGCUAAGAUCUGAGAGUUAAACGUUAUUCCAUCUGACUGCUCACAAUCACUUAUCGUCCCAAUAUAUAAGAGAGGGUUAAAGUCAUCCUGUGAUAACCAUAAAGGGAUUAGUUUAACUAAUAUAGUAUCUUAAAUACUAGCCUCGAUAAUUAUCAGACGCCUAACUAAGACUCGUGAACUGCAAACACGAGAGAACCAAGCUGACUUCAGACCUGGUCGUGGCUGCAUCGACCACAUAUUCACCGUUCGUCAGGUUCUAGAACAUAGGCAUACUUAUCGG